Molecule: messenger RNA, 570 nt
Organism: Aphanomyces invadans
Lineage: Eukaryota; Oomycota; Saprolegniomycetes; Saprolegniales; Verrucalvaceae
Product: 60S ribosomal protein L44
Exons: 2
Coding region: 79-393 (104 amino acids)
Biological process (GO): translation
Cellular component (GO): cytosolic large ribosomal subunit; ribosome
Molecular function (GO): structural constituent of ribosome
Source: RefSeq, a predicted model, not a curated record
GUUUGGUGGUGGGGAGCCGAGCGAUGCCGCACGGGAUUUGUAUUAUUGGACUUUUCGCAAGGAAUCCCCUGAGAACAAAUGGUGAACAUCCCCAAGGAACGCCGUACCUUUUGCAAGGGCAAGAAGUGCCGCAAGCACACCGUGCACAAGGUGACCCAGUACAAGGCCGGCAAGGCCUCCAAGUACGCCCAAGGUGCUCGUCGUUAUAACGAAAAGCAACAAGGUUUCGGUGGUCAAACCAAGCCCGUGUUCCACAAGAAGGCCAAGACCACCAAGAAGAUCACGUUGCGCAUGGAAUGCAAGGAGUGCAAGGCCAAGAAGCAGCUCCCCAUCAAGCGCACCAAGCACUUCGAAUUGGGUGAAAAGAAGAAGUCGUCGGGCCAUCAAUACUAAGCGUGUUGCCGCCGUGCUUGGUGGUGGUGGUGUUGUUCCUACUGCCUCGACCUGCCGCCUUUUCUCUUCCGUCGUCUCCCUCUGUCGUGCUUUGGCGGCAUCUUGUCGUUGAAUCUCCAAGGAGGGUGUUGAACAUGCGAGUCCAAUAAACCUUAAUCUUUCACGAUUACUUGCGCA